Neohortaea acidophila is the source of this 465-nucleotide messenger RNA. RefSeq names its product cytochrome b5-like heme/steroid binding domain-containing protein. The coding region runs from base 1 to 465 and encodes 154 amino acids. Lineage: Eukaryota; Fungi; Ascomycota; Dothideomycetes; Mycosphaerellales; Teratosphaeriaceae. The record is from RefSeq and is a predicted model, not a curated record. The transcript has a single exon. Gene Ontology annotation, molecular function: heme binding. Gene Ontology annotation, cellular component: intracellular membrane-bounded organelle; membrane.
AUGGGCUGGCUCAGACUCAAUAUCUUGCCCAGUCCGGCCAAAUCCGCCGCUCCCACUCCGAAAGCAGUCGAUUCAGCCGACAACGACACUGAGAUCUACGGCGCCACUUCACCGUUAGACUACCCCCGACAGCCCGAGGAUGUGGCCACCGAAUCACUGCCUAUCAUCCGCGCGGAAGUGGUCGCCAGCACGCAACGAAAAGGGGACCUAGUGUGGAUAGUGGUGGACGAGAUUGUGUACGACUGCACGGAGUUCUUGCACGAGCACCCUGGCGGCAACACUGUGAUUGAGAGUUUUCGAGGCCAGGACUGCACGUGGCAAUUCUGGCGCUUCCACAAUCAGAAGCAUCUGCGGGAGUUCGGCCAGCCUUUGCGCGUUGGCCGAACCUCGGGCGUAUGCAAUCGCUUUCCGGAGCCUGUCAAGUUUGUGGGCCUUAGAAGACCUGGACUCGCCGAUGAAUGGUAA